Messenger RNA from Homarus americanus (American lobster), 360 nucleotides. RefSeq names its product late histone H2A.2.2-like. The record is from RefSeq and is a predicted model, not a curated record. Gene Ontology annotation, molecular function: DNA binding; structural constituent of chromatin; protein heterodimerization activity. The transcript has a single exon. Gene Ontology annotation, cellular component: nucleosome. Lineage: Eukaryota; Metazoa; Arthropoda; Malacostraca; Decapoda; Nephropidae. The coding region runs from base 1 to 360 and encodes 119 amino acids.
AUGUCCGGUCGUGGAAACGCGUCGAAGAGGAAGAAACGAAUGGGCUUAGCUGAACAGGCAGGUCUUCUGUUCCCAGUGGCCAGGGUCCGUCGUUACCUUAAGGAAGGACAUUACGCUGCUCGGAUAAGUGUUGGAGCUUCUGUUUAUUUCACGGGGAUUUUGGAAUACCUGACUGCAGAAAUACUGGAGCUAGCCAGCAACGUGGCUAGCGCAACUAAGAUGAUACGCAUCACGCCCCGUCACAUCUAUCUAGCAGUCCGCAACGACACGGAGCUCAAUGACUUACUCGAGGACGUUACCUUUCCUGAAGGAGGUGUCGUGCCCCACAUCCAUUCGAAACUCCUGCCCAAGACUAAGUAA